AUGGCAUCUUCUCGCCCGGCCACAGCCGCCUUAUUGCGCGCGCUGCGGCGGACAAGCACGGCAUCCCGACAAUCCUCCCGCGCGGCUGCAACGUCACUCCCCCUCCGAACUGGUCCCGGGCCUGCAGCCACCACCACCACCGCCGCCGCCGCGCCGCUCCAGUUCCGCCGGCCAAGCUCAACCUCGAGCUCGACUUACUCGUCCGUCUCCCCCGAAGAAGUCGAGCACUUCAACAUCCUCGCCGCCGACUGGUGGGACCCCCACGGCUCCUCGCGCCUUCUGCACCUAAUGAACCCCCUCCGCCACAACUUCAUCCGCGACUGCCUUGCCAGCCAACCCGACCCGUCACCCACGCCCACGCGCUUCCUCGACGUCGGCUGCGGCGGCGGCAUCUUCGCCGAGAGCGCGGCCCGGCUGCCCGACACUACCAAAGUCACGGCCGUCGAUCCUACGCCCGGCGUGCUCGCCAUCGCAAAGGGCCACGCGCGGCGUGAUCCGGCACUGCGGGGCAAGCUGGAAUACAAGGCCGCUACGAUCGAGACGCUUCCCGUUCCGACCAAGGUUGAGGAGUGUUUUGAUGUGGUGUCGGUGUUUGAGGUCGUCGAGCACGUGUCGUCGCCGGCUGAGUUCCUUGACCGGUGCGCGCCGUUUGUGAGGCCUGGCGGGUGGCUUAUCGGGAGUACGAUUGCGAGGACGUGGACGAGCUGGUUUACGACGAAUUUGAUUGCCGAGGAUAUUCUGGGGAUUGUGCCCAAGGGCACGCACGAUUGGCGCAAGUACAUCAACGACGACGAGCUCAAGGGCAUGUUUAUGGGGAAGGGGUGGGAGAUGCCGAGGGUCAUGGGGGUUGUGUAUGUGCCUGGUCUCGGGUGGAGGGAGGUCAAGGGCAGCGAGAAGGUUGGAAACUACUUUUUCGGUGUGAGGCGGGCGGCGUGA
Molecule: messenger RNA, 936 nt
Organism: Colletotrichum paranaense
Lineage: Eukaryota; Fungi; Ascomycota; Sordariomycetes; Glomerellales; Glomerellaceae
Product: 3-demethylubiquinone-9 3-O-methyltransferase
Exons: 1
Coding region: 1-936 (311 amino acids)
Biological process (GO): ubiquinone biosynthetic process
Cellular component (GO): mitochondrion
Molecular function (GO): 2-methoxy-6-polyprenyl-1,4-benzoquinol methyltransferase activity
Source: RefSeq, a predicted model, not a curated record